AUGCGCGGCGCGGGGUCCGGGACCCGGCUGCCUCUAUUGCAUGACAAUCGGCGUGGCCGGGCCGGGCCGGGCCAGCGCCGCGGACUCCGGGGCCGGCAGGAGCGCGGCCGCAGCUCGGCUCCCGCAGGACGGGCUCGGGGAGGGGGCCGGGCUGCGCUCCGGCGCGGGCUCGGAGCGGGCGGGCGGGAGGCGGCCGGAGCGUCCCGGGGCCGCCCGGGGGCGCGCUCGGAGCCCGCCGCGGGGACGCGCACCUACCUCUUGUCAGAAAGGCCGAGCCCGGGGCGCGGGGCGGCGGGAGGAGCUCAUGCCGGCGGCUCCGCGGUGCCUUCGCAGUUCCACUGCUCGGCGGCUGCCGCUCGACCGCCGGUUCCGGGGAGGGGGCUGGGCGGGAGCUGCGAGGGGCGCGGCGAGGGCUCGAGCGGUUGUUACGGCGACGGCGAGGGCGGGGCCGGGUGCCGAAAGCGGCGCGCGUGCGCGGACGCGGCCGGGGCGGGGGCGGGGCGGGGGCGGGCGGCGGUUGCUAGGGAGGGGGUGGGGUGA
Marmota monax (woodchuck) is the source of this 540-nucleotide messenger RNA. RefSeq lists its product as uncharacterized. The transcript has a single exon. The record is from RefSeq and is a predicted model, not a curated record. Bases 1 to 540 code for a protein of 179 amino acids. NCBI's taxonomy places the organism in Eukaryota, Metazoa, Chordata, Mammalia, Rodentia, Sciuridae.